CCUACGUGAUUUGAUAUUGUUUGUUUUUAUUAUUUCCUUGUUUGUUUUAUCGAAAAGCAAAUCAUUUUUGAUUGAUUUGUAAAAUCAGGAAUAUUAACCCUCAAAAAACUUCUCUCGAUUCUAUAUAUUUCAUUACAUAUUUGACAUUAAUGAAAAAUCUUGUUGACUAAAUAAAUACACGAAUAUUACUUCGAAAUAUUCAAGAUGUCUAAUUCAGAUAGAAAUUUAUUAGUAAAAGAUGUGUAUGAUAAUGCCUGUGAUAUUUUUCAAGAAUUUGAAAAAAUAGUAGCUAUUACUGGUGUUGAAGAAGCUAGCCUUCUCAUAAAUAAGGUGAAACAUGUGUUAGAGUUAUUAGAAGAAAGUGUUAGGAGAACCGAGCAAUUAGAUAAGGAAUAUGUUGAUCUAAAACUCAAAUGCACUCACCUGUCAGCUGACAAACUUAUGAAAGAAGAAGAAAUCUUAAGUUUGAAACAAGCUUUUGAGGAACUGGAAGACUCUUGGGUGCAAGAAUCUUCAAAUCUGAAAACUAUCAUCAAUAAACUAUCGACUGAAAAUAACAUUUUGAAACAGACAUUAGCUGAAAAGAAAGAUGUUCCUCUUGAAGUUGAUCAUGCUUUGAAAUCUGUGAUUAAAGAUCAAGAAAAGGUUAUAUCCAAAUUGAAGUCAAAUUUAAAACAGAAAGAUGACAGAUUUGAGAAGGAUCAAGCUACUUUGGAUUCAAUGAAUACUAAAAUUAUACAUCUGAGUAAAGUAAACACUUCAUUACAUCUGCGUUAUCAAGAGGCCCAAAAAGUCAUUGCAGCUUAUAAGGAUGAGAAAAGGCAAUCUGAAGAAAAAAUAACUUUUCAAACUGAAAAACUACAAAACAUGGAAGAUAGUUUUGAUGACCUAAAAAAGUCGAUAGAGGAAACAUGUGAGUUCAGUUUGCAAAACAUGAUAGACGUAUAUAAACCUCUACAACAAAGACAGUGCAACAAUGAAGAUAAAAUGAAAACGUUAUAUGACGAACAAAAGAAAUUAAAACAAGAAGUCAAAGAUCUAAAACUGGAAUUAGCAUUGUUGCAAAUUGAAAUGGAUGAAUACGAACAGGAACUAUCCAGGGCUCCUGCUCGUCCAAACAGAGAUUGUCUAAAUGAUCAUGGCAAUCUUGAUCAAAUGUUUCGGCUUUUUCUUGGAGUCUUUGCUGAUAAUCCACAAACAUGUGUCCUCAGAGGUAAACGAAUGUAUUCAAAGUGAUCAAGCAACAGAUGAAACUGUUUUUGAUGUUGAUAUUGCACCUAUGUGGCCUUGUUUUGAUUCGUAAUUAUGAAACUUUAUGUGAUAAUAUAUUUUUAUAAUGUUAUUACUUAUUUUAAAAACAUAUUUUUGUCCGAAAAAUUUGUUUUUUAAAGGAAAAUCUAAAAAUUGUGCAAUAAUUGUAUUUUCAACCAAGCAA
Messenger RNA from Parasteatoda tepidariorum (common house spider), 1435 nucleotides. Its product is annotated as RILP-like protein 1. NCBI's taxonomy places the organism in Eukaryota, Metazoa, Arthropoda, Arachnida, Araneae, Theridiidae. The record is from RefSeq and is a predicted model, not a curated record.